UCUCUCGUAGAUGGUUUGGUCCAUUCUCAUUCGAAGCUCGGAGCGGGAGGAAGUCGCUCUUCUUUAGCCGGUUGUUGUUGAUUUUUCUCGAAGAAGGAAAAAAGCUUCACAUGUAAAAAGCAGGUUCGCUCCACAGGAUGGACAUGACGACGUGUUUGAAGUCUUUGCUGUUGGCUAUCCAGCAGUACAGAGACGGCAGGACAGCACAGAACGCAGCCCAGCUACAGAAACAAGUGGAGGAGGUUUCAAGCCUGAAAUGUGACCAGUUGCUGUCCUCAGGUCAGGUUCUGCCCAGUGAGUGUGUGAGUGGGCUGGUGGAGCUGGUUGGAAACCCAAACACCAGCCUGACACUGACGAGCUCCAUCAUCUCCCUGCUGGCACAGCUAGCCUGUGAUGAUGACAGUCGAGAGACUCUUCACAGCAGCUACAACCUCACCAGCACCCUGGCUUCUGUCAUCCACUGCCACCGUGCCACACCAAGAGAACCCCUGGUACUGCAGUGUUUGCAGGUGCUGCAGAAACUGACUUACAACACUCGCAUCUUCCAGUCUACAAACUAUAUCCAUGAGCUCAUCACUUUUCUCGUCACCAAUAUCCAGUCGCACAAUGACGACAUCAUCAUGCCGUGCCUCGGCCUCAUGGCUAACCUCUGUCGGGACAACCACUCAGUGCAGAGCCACAUAAAGUCUCUGGAGAACGUAAAGCCGUUCUAUCGCACUCUGAUCAACUUCCUGGCUCACAACAGUUUGACUGUGGUCGUGUUCACUCUGUCCAUACUGGCCAGCCUCACACUGAAUGAGAAGGUUGGAGAGAAGCUCUUUGAUGCAAAGAACAUCCAUCAGACCUUCCAGCUUGUGUUCAACAUCAUCGUGAAUGGUGACGGUACACUGACGAGAAAAUACUCUGUUGACCUUUUAGUCGACCUUUUGAAGAACCCCAAGAUAGCAGAUUACCUCACUAAGUAUCAGCACUUCUCAGCAUGUGUGUCUCAAGUUUUGGGACUGCUGCAGUCAAAAGACCCAGACUCUGCAGCAAAGGUGUUGGAGCUUCUCCUGGCCAUGUGCAGUGUCUCAGGGCUGCGUUUGCUGCUGUGCGAGGUGGUUUUCAAACCGGCUGCGCCAAAACUCAGAGCUGCAGGCCGCAGACAGGCGGCAGGACUGGACGGCGGGCGCAAAACCGAGCCUGGACUCGCCCUGGUGCAGUGGCUGAGCUCGCCUGUGGAGGGCGCCGAGUCCUGCUCGCUCAAGUCCCUGCAGCUGUUGAAUGAGCUGCUGGAGGAGGCGCUGGGAGGAGACAGUGUGUCUGACGGGGUGCUGAGCUUCGUAGAAAUGUUGCUUCCAGUCCUGUUGGGGCUGCUGAAGGGCCUCGAUCCUGCACAGGGAGACGCUCACCUCAGGAAACACUGCCACCGCAUCACACACGUCACCGGCCUGCUGCUCGUCCUCUGCGCUGAGGACUCCACCAGAUCCGUAGUGUCCCGUCAGGUGAGCGCUCAGCUCUGCCUCUCGCAGGUUCAGUCCCUCCUCUCCUGUUGUCAUAGCAACAGCCCCCUCACCUGCCUCCCUGCCGGCUCUGAGAACGACCUCAGUCAGGUGUUUGCAGAAGCUCUGCUGAAGACUCUGGAGUUAAUGAGCAAACUGAGGCAACAGGUGAAAGACAUGGAGACCAGCUUCUACAGGAUGUUACAGGACCAGAGGAUCGUGACGCCGCUCUCUCUCGCCCUGACGUCCCACCACAGAGAGCGUGUGCAGACUGGACUCGCCCUCUUGUUUGAAGCCACGCCCCUCCCUGACUUCCCCUCGCUGAUUCUGGGAGAAAGUAUCGCCGCCAACAACGCCUACCGCCAGAGAGAGUCUGAGCUGUCCGUCAAACGUGUUGCAGUGCAGGAAGUCCCGCCCCCCAGCGUACUGGACUCUUCCAGCGGUUCCAGUCGGAGCAUCCACAGUCUGGUUGAGAAGAUACAGAACGGCUUAGAGCUGCAGGAACACGUUAAGGACUCACACGUGUCCGACAUCAUCAACGUUUAUGAACACAAGCUCUCCGCAUUCGCGUCGAAGGAGAAUCGGCUGCAGGACCUGCUGGAGGCGAAGGCUCUGGCUCUCUCUCAGGCCGACCGCCUGAUCGCUCAGUAUCGCUUCCAGCGAGCUCAAGCUGAGGCUGAGGCCUGUCAGCUGGGCGCUCUGCUGAAGGAGGCAGAGCGGCGCCGUGAGGACCUGCAGGGUGAGCUGAGCACCCAGGUGCUGGAGGUGGAGCGCUCCAAGGCCGACAUGGAGGAGCUGCUGCAGCACAACGCCCGGCUGCAGAAGGACUCGGAGGAGCACCAGGCCCUCAAAGGAGCCUACAACGCCCUGCUCAACAGGUUCAACGAGAGCGAGCGGCUGCUGAAGGAGCUGCAGACGGCUCACAUCUCGCUCACCAAACAGAGCGAGUCUCUGAGGAAGAACCACGAGGCGCUACAGCUGCAGCAUGAAAAGUUGGCGUCGUUGUUGGAGGAGAGAGAGGACGACAUCAGGUCUCUCCAGUCAGAUCUACAGAAGAAGAACAGAGACAUCGCAGGUCUGCAGGGUGAACUGAGAGCGGAGGAGGAGAAGGCGAAGGAAAAGGAUCAAGAGAAGAGAGAACUGGAGGAGACGGUGGAUGUUUUAAGGAAGGAGCUGAACAAGACGGAGCAGGCGAGGAAGGACGCCAGCAUCAAGGCGUCGUCUCUGGAGCUGCAGAAGAGUCAGCUGGAGGUGAAGCUGAAGCAGAAGGAGGACGAGCUGAACAAACACUCUGCGAUGAUCUCGAUGAUCCACAGCCUCAGCAGCGGCAAGAUGAAGAGUGACGUCAACCUGUCGCUCUGAUUAACGGCUCAGAUGAGUCACGAGGACGAUGGAUAGAUAAAUUAAACCUUUAUGGACCAUGAUUUUAAUGUUUUAAACUCCCCAGAAGUUUUUUAACACCUAAUAAAACAAGCUUAAUGAAACAUACUAAACUAAACUUGUAUUUUUAGAGUCCAGUCAUAAUGAAAUGUGUGUGUGUGUGUCCGUGUUUUUGUCGUUUGGUAAAUAAAUGAUGGAUCUGUAGAAAGUCUAAA
Acanthopagrus latus (yellowfin seabream) is the source of this 3076-nucleotide messenger RNA. It is a transcript of the gene cip2a, whose product is annotated as cellular inhibitor of PP2A. The transcript has 22 exons. The record is from RefSeq and is a predicted model, not a curated record. Bases 138 to 2843 code for a protein of 901 amino acids. NCBI's taxonomy places the organism in Eukaryota, Metazoa, Chordata, Actinopteri, Spariformes, Sparidae.